Molecule: messenger RNA, 594 nt
Organism: Alexandromys fortis (reed vole)
Lineage: Eukaryota; Metazoa; Chordata; Mammalia; Rodentia; Cricetidae
Product: fatty acid-binding protein 5-like
Exons: 1
Coding region: 90-497 (135 amino acids)
Biological process (GO): fatty acid transport
Cellular component (GO): cytosol; nucleus
Molecular function (GO): fatty acid binding
Source: RefSeq, a predicted model, not a curated record
AAGAACCGCCGUUGGGCUGGAGCCCGGAGCCGCACAGCGCCCCGCCACCGCGUUCUCCCUGCUGCUGCUUUCGUGCUUCCCCGCCCGCCAUGGCCAGCAUUAAGGACCUCGAGGGGAGGUGGCGCCUGACGGAAAGCCACGGCUUUGAGGAAUACAUGAAGGAGCUAGGAGUAGGCCUGGCUCUUAGGAAGAUGGGUGCCAUGGCCAAACCAGACUGUGUCAUCACGUGUAACGGCAACAAUAUCACUGUUAAAACCGAGAGCACUUUUAAGACGACACAGUUUUCUUGUACGCUGGGAGAGAAGUUUGAUGAAACUACAGCCGAUGGCAGAAAAACUCAGACGAUCUGCACCUUCACCGACGAUGCCCUGGUCCAGCAACAGAACUGGGACGGGAAGGAAAGCACAAUAACCAGGAGAGUGAAGGGUGGAAAGCUGGUGGUGGACUGCGUGAUGAAUAACGUCACCUGUACUCGGGUCUAUGAAAAGGUGAAGUGAGGAUUGCCUCUCCGCCCCGGACAGGAGUGAAUGUCAAAGUGUUGUCAAAGUGGGAUCUUCCUUUUGGUUAGUAAAUAAAAAUGUUUGUGCUACUUCG